Phyllostomus hastatus (greater spear-nosed bat) is the source of this 1102-nucleotide messenger RNA. RefSeq names its product jumonji domain containing 8 (gene JMJD8). Gene Ontology annotation, cellular component: cytoplasm. Bases 42 to 875 code for a protein of 277 amino acids. Lineage: Eukaryota; Metazoa; Chordata; Mammalia; Chiroptera; Phyllostomidae. The transcript is spliced from 9 exons. The record is from RefSeq and is a predicted model, not a curated record.
ACCAGUGCCCGGGCUGUUGCCAUAACAACGGAGCUCCCGUCAUGCCUCGCUGCCAGGGGCUCAUGGCGCCCAAGGUGCGUCCUCUCUUGCUGCUCAUGCUCUGGAUGCUGCCGGCUCCUGCCCAGCUCGACCCGGCAAACGAGAACAACGGAGGGUGGCAGCAGCGUGGAUCCGGGGCGCCGGCAGCCGUGGCGGAAGAAGACCAUUGCACAGUAGAGCGACGGGCCGACCUCAGCUAUGCCGAGUUCGUUCAGCACUACGCCUUCUCGAGACCUGUCAUUCUGCUGGGACUCACGGACAACUCAAGGUUCCGGGCUCUGUGCUCCCGCGAAAGGCUGCUGGCCUCAUUUGGGAACAAUGUCGUGCGCCUGAGCACUGCCAAUACCUACUCCUACCAGAAAGUGGACGUACUCUUCCAGGAGUAUGUGGAGCAGCUGCUGCACCCCCAGAAUCCCAACUCCCUGGGCAAUGACACCCUGUACUUCUUUGGGGACAACAAUUUCACUGAAUGGGCAUCACUUUUUCGGCACUACAUUCCACCCCCAUUCAGCCUGCUGGGUACCACUCCUGCUUACAGUUUUGGGAUCGCAGGAACUGGCUCUGGUGUGCCCUUCCACUGGCAUGGGCCUGGCUUCUCAGAAGUGAUCUACGGUCGCAAGCGCUGGUUCCUGUAUCCCCCUGAGAAGACACCUGAGUUCCACCCCAACAAGACAACUCUGGCCUGGCUGCAGGAUACCUACCCCACCCUGACACCAUCUACACGCCCCUUGGAGUGCACCGUCCAGGCUGGUGAGGUUCUAUAUUUUCCUGACCGAUGGUGGCAUGCUACAUUCAACCUCGACACCAGCGUUUUCAUCUCUACCUUUCUCAGCUAGCCAGAGCGGGCAGCUGGCGAGCGCAAUCGCACACCAGCACACACCCCUAAACUGCUCACAGGUUUUAUUACUGGGACAGUGGUGGCAGCAAGCGCCUCAGCCCAAACCACCCUGGCCUACUAUUUCCGGCCCAGAAAGAAGAUGGGGGGGGGGGGGAUGGGAGCACUCAUAGCCUACCAGCAGAACUGAUGGAAGACAGGAUGGGGACACCAGAGCAGGGAUCUAGG